Thrips palmi is the source of this 3149-nucleotide messenger RNA. RefSeq names its product golgin subfamily A member 4-like. Lineage: Eukaryota; Metazoa; Arthropoda; Insecta; Thysanoptera; Thripidae. Gene Ontology annotation, cellular component: ciliary basal body; ciliary transition fiber; centriole. Gene Ontology annotation, biological process: establishment of epithelial cell polarity; cilium assembly. The coding region runs from base 279 to 3116 and encodes 945 amino acids. The transcript has 18 exons. The record is from RefSeq and is a predicted model, not a curated record.
GGUACAACUGAGCUGCUGUCAUUUGUUGGUUAUUUUCAAAACAAUCUCGCAAUUGUUUGUUUACAAGAUUUGUGUAGAAUGUAACUCUAAGUUUUAUUCAAUUCUGUCAAUAUUCUGAAUAUUUUGGUGGUACUUUUGUACCAUCAUCUAGUUAAACACAUUUUUAUUCAUGAAUGCCAUAAACUCGAUUAUUUAUUGAUAAACAGUAGCCCCUUACUGGCCUCAAUUGAAGACACCUGACAGAAAUUAUAUGAAUAUUAGUUUGUUGGAGAACUAAAAUGUCCUUUGCAAAAGGCAGAAGGAGUGAUUUAGAUUAUGAUGAAGAGGAUCCUCUUGCUGAUUUAUUAUCUUCCAGUGGAGAAAAUACACCAGUGAAAACGUCAUCAAGAAAGUCAUCCACUAAGGAGACCCCUGAGCUUCCAAGACAACAGUCGAAAAGCAAACUGAUUGCUGACUUGUUCGGUCUAAAUGGGGAAGAUGAGGUCAAGACCACUAGUACACUACCUUCAACAACCAGCAUUUCAAAACCUGCAAAUAAAGUUGAAAAUGCUGGUGACUGGUUGGGUUUAACAGGUGAUCAAGAAGACUAUGAUUUGCCCAAUGAAAACUAUGCUCCCAAUUCAAGGAGGAGACUUUUGUCAAAAGAAAACAGCAAAGACGAUGACUUUCUGUCUCCGACUUUAAAUAUGAGAGAAAACAUUAAAAAUACUAGUGUUCCAAAAACAAUUGCAAGCACAGCAAGUGAUGAGUUAGCCAAAGCUAACUUACCAGCCCAAAGAAGGAACAGUGGAGGCAUGCAAGAGAACAAGAAAACAAGCUCAAUUUUGAGCUCUUUUAUAUCUGAUUUCGAUACAAAACCAAACCCUCCAGGUGAACCAUCAAGCAAGAAAGGAAAUGAAACCGAUGUCGAGCAAUGGAAAGGUGUCUAUUCUAUGUCAGGCAGCCGUGAGUCCAGACGCAGCACUCGUCGCAGAGGGGGUGAUAUUGUGGACCCUUUAGGCCUUUUCUCCUCACAACAACAGUCAGCGCAAUCUAACUUAAAGGAUACACAGAAUGAGGUAGAGCCUGUCUCCACUGUACCAGCUCAAGCUCCUGCUCUGUCCAACACUGAUAAUAUACCUACAUGGCUAGGAGGAACAUCUGCAUUACCAAUAUCCUCUUCAUCAGCACCCAGCGUCAAAACAACUGACACCACCAAUGACAGAUCACCUGCUGACGUGAAGCCAGCAGCUCAAAGUGAUGUUGACAUUCUGACUGGACUGUCCAACUUGGAGGCUCAGGCAGGAGAGGCUGCAGCUCAGCAGCAGAAGAGCCUUAUAACUGCUCUGGCUCUGAAGAGACAGGAAGAUGCACUCCUCAAACUACAAUCACAACAGGCUGCUUUGUUAUCUCAGCAUGAACAGCAAUUGGGUGCUUUGGUGCAAAGGCAGUUACAACGACAGCAGCAAAUGAUUCGACAACAAGAGCAAAUUCAAGCUCAUAUUCAGGCUCUUAUGGUGCAACCACCAGUAGUCGCUCCAAUCACUUUGCCUACCAUGCUUUGGAAUAUUGAGGAAAGUCCAAGACAUGAUCCUGAUUCACAAGUGGUUGUUGAAUCAUCAAGGUUUCAAAUGGAAAAAGAUUUAAAGAUGAUUUCUGAUUUAAAAGGCCAGGUUCAGAAGCUAGAGAUAGAAAAUCAGGAUUUAAAAGCACAGUUGGAUAUAGAGAAGCAAAGACAUGAAAACCAUUUGUCAGACAUGGAUAAAUUGUUUCGGAAGCAACUUACAAGUCUAGAAGAGGCAAUGUCAAAUCAAGAAAAACGUCAUCAUUCUGAAAUAGAUGCAAUGGAGAAGGAGGUAUCAACACGAGUCAAUCGUUUAAAGGAAGACCAUACUAAAGCAUCUUCCGAGCAAGCGCAACGCAUGGCUCAACUCCAUAGUGAGUGGUUGGCAGAUUUGCAGAGGCUAGGGGAAUUCCAUCAACAGGCUGUAGAGAUGCUGAAGUCAGAACAAACUUCUGCAAUUGAGCAUUGGAAGAUGUUGCAAAUGGCUGAAAUAGAUUCUGUGAAAGAAGCUGGCUCAAAUGCAAGAAUGCUAGAAGCGGCGGUGACCCAUUUACAAGAGAGCACUUCAUCUCUUACUGAGCUAAAAGAUCAUAUUAAAAAAGAAUUUCAGUCUCAGUAUUUACAAAAGCAAGAAUCCCUCAUGAAACAAGAAUUGCAACUAACAGGUUUAAAAGAGUCUUUAGAAAAGCAAACUGCUGCAUUAGAGACAGAAAGAUCCUGCCUUUCCAAAUUGAGCCAAGACCUAGAAUCUCGCCUACAGAAGCAACAGCAAGAGGUAAAUGAUGAUAGGUGCAGGUUUGAAGCUAGAGAGAAAGCAUGGGAGAGAGAGAAGCUAGGUGCUAUUGACCUCCUAAACGAAGAAAAGGCACAUCUAGAGAAAUUGCAAUCUGAAGCUCACACAGAAUUGGCAGAGUUGGCAGAAAGAAAAUUAGUACUAGCAGCUGAUGUAGCUCGUCUAGAAACAACAUUACAAAUUCAAAGCUCUCAUGCAAAUCGAAAUUCACAGCAAGCAGAGCAGAUGGUGGCUGAGGCAAGAUCAACCCUUGAGGCAGCACAGGAUGCUGCAAAGGAGGUUCAAAGGGAGCGGGAAGAAAUUAAUGAGCUGAAACAUAAUCUUGCAUUUGAACAAAAGCGCCUGAGUAGUCUUGAGAAAAACAUCCAAGGUCGAGAACAGCAACUGGAGGAGGAAAUGUUGAGGGCAAAAGCAUUCAGGCAGGAAGGUAUUAGUGCUCUGGAUGAAGCUAGAAGACUUGAAAGGGAACGUACUGAGCAUGCCUCGGAUCUUGCCCAGAGGCUAUUGCAUUUGAAACGUAGAGAGGACUCUCUUUCAGAGGAAAAACUUGCUCUUACAAUGGAAUGGAAGAAACUUCAAGAGUCUAGAGAAAAUACUGCCUGUUCUCACUGUGGGCAAGGGCAACUGGAAUCAGUUGCAAUGUCAUCUUUUCAUCAUACUACGCACAUUGUUGACCCACUGCCCAUUAUUAUGAAAUUGGAAGCUGAACAAGGUCUAGACUUUGCUACAUUGGAUCAUCCCAGAUAUCAUUCUUCUUUGAUGGAGUCGGUCAGCCAGUAAAAGUGGAAUUCUAUAGCAAAGAUAUUUUUAACU